Molecule: messenger RNA, 990 nt
Organism: Fragaria vesca subsp. vesca
Lineage: Eukaryota; Viridiplantae; Streptophyta; Magnoliopsida; Rosales; Rosaceae
Exons: 1
Molecular function (GO): zinc ion binding
Source: RefSeq, a predicted model, not a curated record
AACUUGAAGGCUUUGUUGGAACCGCAAGGAAGGAUUAUCACAUUCAUUAGUGAUCGUGGUGUUGGUUUGUUGAAGGCAUUUGAUCUCAUUUUUCCUGGUAAUCCUCAUCUUUACUGUUAUCAUCAUUUGCGAUACAACUUUAGUCGAAAGUAUAAGAACAAAGGAGGGGAAAUUGUUGUUGCUGAUGUGUUACAAAAAUUCUUUAAAUUGGCUUAUGCAUCGACUGAGAAAUCUUUCUACUUUCAUUUAAAAAAUUUGAGAGAUGAGGGUGGUGCUGCUACUAUUGAUGAAUUCAUAAGGGAGAUUCCAUUGGAACAUUGGUGCCGUGCUUUUUUUAAAGGUUGUCGGUAUGGGAUUAUGGCAAAUGGUAUUGCUGAAUCCUUUAAUAACUGGAUUGUUGCUGAGCGUUCACUGCCCCCUUUCGCUAUGUUAGAUCAAACUAGAAUGAAAGAAAUGAAGAUAAUGUCAGAAAGGAGUGUUGAGUCGAAAUCUUGGACUACCAAGCUUACUCCUAAAAUGGAGAAGAGGCUGAAAGAGCAGCUUGAUAGGUCUCGUGUGUUCAGGGUGAUUGCUUCCCAUGAAAAUGUUUAUGAGGUUAGGAAUGAUAAGUACUCCUAUUCAGUGGACCUCUCUACUCGUACUUGUUCAUGUGUGAAGUGGCAGAUUAAUUGCUUCCCAUGCGCUCAUGCACUUGCUACUAUACAAGGUGCAAGACUUGAUGUGUAUGAUUUCAUUGAUCCUUAUUUUACUGCUGAAUACUAUAGGAUAUGUUAUAGCUUUCCUAUUGCACCUCUGAGUAACGUGGACGCCUCUUGUUCUUCCAUUGAGGACUUUAUACUACCUCCUGUUACAAAGAGGCCGGCUGGGAGGCCUAAAUCAAAGAGGAUAGCAUCUGCUGGUGAGAAGAAGCUGAUUCGAUGCGGUCGUUGUAAUAAGAUGGGCCAUCAUAACAAGAAGAGCUGUACAGAACCUUUGAACAUGUUGCUGUAG